AGGUCCUUGCUCGUGAUCUGACGUUCGGAGGAAACAGCUGAUUAGUUGACGAGGCAACUUGAAAACAACAGUGUUAUCCAGAUAGCAGCUUUCAGUCACGUUUAUGCAUGAAGAGGUCUCUUUUUUAUUUUUACAUCAAAAGCAUUAAGUUUGUGAUUACUGCUGUGAGGGGCGCGUAACAGAACGGUAAACUUUGAACUCCGUCGGAUCAGGUGAUGAUGAACUUCAGCACAAAUACCCACGGUGACAGUCGCACCAGCAAAGAAAAUCUUCCACCUUCAGUCAGACCGGAUGCACUUCAGGGCCAGCGGCCCAAGCAGCGGACCGUGCUUGGUGUGCUGUCACAAAAUGAGCAGCAUGGCCGAUCACACAGCCAGGGAAGCCAGUUUUCCAAACACAGUUCAAUCUCAGACAGCUCCCAGCUCACCUUCUUCGGCUGUCCCUCCAGCUCCAGCUUUGAUGUGUACGUAGAAGAGGCCUGUGAGGUUGUUCUUGCAGCUUCUGGUCAAGAAGUUGUCUCAGAGCGCUGCUAUGAAGAUGCAGAAAGUGAGGCCAUGCAGAAUGAAGAUGUGAGACUACUGCUGGAGCUGAGUUCAAGUUCUUGUCGGGAUGUUUCCCUGCAGUCUGAGCCUGACAGAUCCAUGAUGUCAGAGGAGGUGCUGUGUAUUUCCCAGUAUACACAAGACAUUUUCCUGCACCUGCGGGAGAUCGAAGUGAGGUUAAGGCCACAGCCUGGCUACUUAGACAAACAUCCAGAGAUCACCAACGGCAUGCGGGUCAUCCUGGUAGACUGGCUGGUUGAAGUUGUGCAGGAGUUUGAGCUUGCUUGUGAGACUCUGCACCUCGCUGUCACCUAUUUGGAUCGCUUCCUCUCCCGCACAGCGUGCGUGAAACGGGGCAAGCUGCAGCUGGUUGGCACGGCUGCAUUGAUGAUCGCCGCAAAGUAUGAGGAGAUCUCCCCUCCGGAGCUGAGUGAGUUUGUGUACACCACUGACAGCACCUACACUCAGAGGCAGUUGGUCAGGAUGGAGCAUGUUUUCCUCCAAGUGCUGACUUUCAGGAUGGCUGCUCCGACUAUAAACCAGUUCCUUCGCCUUUUCAUGUCCAUCCAGCCCGUGUGUGCAACCACAGAGAACCUAGCCCUGUAUGUAGCAGAGUUAAGCCUGCUGGAAUUGGAUCCAUUCCUACAUUAUAACCAAUCAAUAGUGGCAGCAGCAGCAUAUUGCUUAGCUGUCUACACUAUUAACAGAUCACUGUGGCCUGAUUCCUUAUAUUCCUUCACUGGUUAUCCCAUGGCUGAAAUUGUUCCUUGCCUGACUGAACUCCACAAGCUGCACGUCUGUGCAGAGAGUUGUCCACAACAAGCAAUCAGGGAAAAGUACAAGAGUUCAAAGUAUUGUCGUGUUUCAUUUCUAACUCCACCGGCUGUCAUAUCUGUCCCUUGAAUCACCGCCCCGCCCAUCUUCUGACUCUCCUGCGAGAACAUAAUUAAUAUGAGACAAAAUAAACACAGCUGAUUAAACUGCCAA
Messenger RNA from Notolabrus celidotus (New Zealand spotty), 1529 nucleotides. RefSeq names its product cyclin A1 (gene ccna1). Gene Ontology annotation, cellular component: cyclin A2-CDK2 complex; cytoplasm; nucleus. The record is from RefSeq and is a predicted model, not a curated record. The coding region runs from base 216 to 1445 and encodes 409 amino acids. Gene Ontology annotation, biological process: mitotic cell cycle phase transition; regulation of cyclin-dependent protein serine/threonine kinase activity. The transcript is spliced from 9 exons. Lineage: Eukaryota; Metazoa; Chordata; Actinopteri; Labriformes; Labridae. Gene Ontology annotation, molecular function: cyclin-dependent protein serine/threonine kinase regulator activity.